GACGCUUCUCAGAUAUUCCGAGGACGUCCCGAGUACUCGAUCGAUACAUCUCGUGGGAAUCUAGCGCCUAGUCAGACUCGAUCGCCGUCCGAGGAGCCGCCGGGAUAAUGGGUAAGGUCGUCGCAUGGGGCAUCCUGGUUCUGGUCGUCGGCGUGUCGGCGGCCCUCCGAGAGGACCUUCCCUCGGAGAGGGCGAGACAGGUCCCGAGCCCCAGGGUCCGGGCUCUUGAUUCCUCCUCGGAGAGGAUCACCGUUCGCCGGAAUCAGGACGGAGCCCACCCCGAGAGGGCAUCCGGUCCGGACGGCAAGGUCGAGAACGUUGUACUGGAGAACUCGAUGCCCGGAAUCACCGCCUACGGAUUGCCGAAGAGACGAUUGCAAACUAACGGCGUCAUCCAGAGAACGCGUCUUCGAGGCUCUCCCUUGCGUUCCACGGAAGAGCUCCUUCCGGUCGGGACGAGGAGCGUCAGGUCCAUUCGUGACUCGGUCGAUCUUCGGGCCGAAGAGGCCAAGGUCUUCAGGCCGCUCUUCGUCUAUAGGCAACAAGUCGCCGAUCGGCACAGAGUGGGUCGCGGGAAAAAACCGAUUUACGGGGCCAAAAGACCCGCACCGUGUCCUCGUCCACGCUUCUGGUCCACGUAUAGAGUUUAACCGGAGAAGCAUCCAACGACGAGGUCGUGCCAAACGAACGUAUUUCGGAGAAUCAAGUGAUUUCUCGCUCUUGCCAGAAAGUAUUAUUUACGGGAAUAGACUGUCCCAAUCGUUUUUCUAACGUCUUGUAUUUUUUUAUUAAACUCCCCAGGUUGAACGAGAGUAACCGUAGAUCAAUUGCCCAAACUCGUUAGGAAUAAUGUAUGCAACAAGAAGUUGUUAUUAAAAUCAAAUGUAAAUACAA
Molecule: messenger RNA, 894 nt
Organism: Orussus abietinus
Lineage: Eukaryota; Metazoa; Arthropoda; Insecta; Hymenoptera; Orussidae
Exons: 2
Coding region: 108-650 (180 amino acids)
Source: RefSeq, a predicted model, not a curated record